AUGGCGACGGCCUCGGGCCAGGCGACGCAAGCGCGCUCCAUCGUGACAAUAGAUGGGUACGUGAGUCGCGGAAGGGCUCCACCCGAUUCUGUGCCUCGAGAUCACGCUAUGCUGCAAGAUUUCGCUGCGUAUCUGGAGCAGCGCCUCAAGUGUGUGAACAUGUUGAUGCUGCGUCGCAUCUUUGCCGAUUUCCUUAACGAACACGAGAACACGUUGGUCCCCAUGAUGCAACACGGCUGUACCAUCAUCACCAUGUACCCGGUGCUGAGCACCAGCUUCCAGAGACGUCGUGAAGCGGCACUUCUCCUUGCCAAACCAAAGCAUCAUCUGGACACUCGUGGGUGCGUCUUCCUGUAUCUACAGCAGCGCGCAGCCACACGGAACAUGGCGCUACUUAAGAAUUUAUUUCUUGAGUUCGUGUACAAACGGGAGACGUCGCUAAUGGCGUUCGUGGAGAGAGGGUGCCAAGUGAUCAGUGUCAUCCCCUUUGAACUGCCGCAGAUGACGCAGCUGCCACCGCCUCCAGCACCUCAAGAAUAUCCUUGCGUCGUGGAGAAUGCAACUGAGCGGCCGCAAGCUGCGUCGGAGUCUGUGGCGAAGACGAACACAAAGAAACGGAAGCGCAAGACGGUGCAAAAGCCGUCGACAGCAGUAGCUUCGACGCCCGUCGUUGCAGAUGAAGUAGCUCCCUUGGUCACCCAGAAGAAGACGAAAGGGAAACAGAAACAAGCUGGGAGUCGGGUGCAGCAGACACCAUCCGACACUCGUGCUGGAGCGGAGGUUUCGACCAAGCGUAGACGCACAACCAGCAAGAAUGCUAGUGUGGCACCAGCCUCUAGUCCUGUUAAACUGGCCCCAAAGCGCGCUAGACAGACAAAGGAAACUACGAAGUCACUGCAGCAAACAGCCUCUGUUGCUGCAACGGAACGUGACUCUGUUGGGACAGAGGCCUCUGCACUUUCUACUAUCUCGAAACCAAAGCGCGGCAAAAAGAUGAAGACUAGAACUACGUCGUCGAAGGAUGCUACGUCUACAGCUGUACCGGAAUCGGAGGCAGCCUCUGUACCACAACUGGUGGAAUCUGUCGUGAAAGACGCUCUAACGACCGGUGCUAAGUCGCCCUCGAAGCAUGUGAGAAUGACAAGGGCUAGCACAGCAGUGGGACAGGCUGCAGCCGCAGUCGAAUCAACCACGACGGAAGCUGCCCCAGCCACAAAGAGAGUGAGAAAGCCAAAGUCUACUGAGAUGUCAUUUCAAGAUGCAGAGUCGGUAGCUGCAGCGCCACCUGCGGAGCCCGCUUCAAUGGAGAUUUCGAAGGCUACCCGGAAGCGUGGCCGACCAUCCAAGAUAAGUACUGUGUCACCACAGGAUACAACACCUGUAGACCCAGUCGACCCUGUUGUUACAGAGCCUGGUAAGUCAACUCCGAAGCGUGUGAGAAAGCCAAGGACUGGCACUGCGUCACCACGAAAAGAUGCUACCUCUGUGGCUGCAACGGCAGCGUUGGAGUCUGUCGUGACACAAGUUGUGUUACUUAAAUCGCCUCCAAAGCGUCGAGACAAGUCAAAGGUUACAAAGGUGUCCGCCUCAAAGACGAACAUUGCAAAAGCAACUCAGAAACGUGGCCGAAAACCGAAAUCUAUCGCUGCGUCACUACAAGAUACAGCCGCUGCCACAACGGAAAUGGGAGAUGCAGUUUCAGUGUCUGCAACCGAACCAAUCGAGCCUCCGAAUACAACUUCAGUCACCGCCGUAGCCACGCCGGAAGUGGUGAACGCUGUCGUGACAGACGCUCAACCUGCUGCUAUGUCGACUCCAAAGCGUAGUAAGGAGUCAAAGACACAGACUGCAGUCGCUACAACCACGUCGGACACUGUAAAGCCUACCGUGAAACGGGGUAGAACGCCGAAGAAUAGUACUACGCUACUGCAAGAUGUCGUAGCCACGACUGCAAUGACGGAAGCAGUCACGAUAGACGCCCCGCCGCCCACUACAAAACCAACUCCAAAGCGCAGGAAGAGGCCACCAACGCGCACUUUACCACAGCAAGAAGAAGCUACAACAACCAUCACGGAAGUGGUCCAGUCUGUCCUAAACGACCUUGUAUCUCGGGUUUCCGGUGAGUUCUCGCUCCCCACACGACGUCGGAAACGCAAGAUCGACGUAGAAAAAAUAAUAUCUAGUGAAGGAUCCAAAGAAAAGUCACGAAAGCGACUCAAGUCAGCCAAUGACAAACCAGCAAAGCGAGGGAAACCAGUCAUGAGUGAAGAAAUGUGUCGCAGUCAGCGGGAAUUGGCACGCAAGAUGGAGAACUUCGAGGCCCAAACACCGUGGCAAGCAGCCUACAGCAACGUGUCGCCUCCAUUUGACGAGGAAAAACACCCUGCACUUGCCAAAACGCUCCGCACUUUUUGGCUCAGACACUCGCGCGCUGUGUGGGGGCGCAACUUCUGGGGCCCCAUGUCUCGCAAGCUCAAUCCCGCCGAGUUCAACAAACGCAACAAUCGUCAGCUCAGAGCCAAGACGGCGUUCGAGUCGCUCAUUGUUUCUGCGCACGAGGAGCUUGGAGCGGCGUUUUUCGUCUCGUUGGACUCGCAGAAGCCACGACAUCCUGGCUGGUGGUAUCGUGGCCCCAUGGUGGCUCUGUUCGCGCUGCAACAGAUCAAGGGCGAGGAGGCAGUGUGGAGCUACGUCAUGAACGAAGCUCGUCACCGCUUCCCAGACUGCAACCUGCCUCUGCCUCUGGCAGCUUCGAAUUCUGGCGCAAUGCGGGUCCGCCACAAGCGGGAGAGUGCGUCUAUGUGGGUUGGCAACCACCAGCAAACAGCCGGAAUUCUGGAAGAGAUGGCUGCACUUCUUAACGCACAGAGGGAAGUGGGUGAAGCGACAAUGGAAGCUGGUAGUGCGGCAAUGGGUUCGGUCGUCGUGUAG
Phytophthora infestans T30-4 is the source of this 2931-nucleotide messenger RNA. RefSeq lists its product as uncharacterized. Bases 1 to 2931 code for a protein of 976 amino acids. Lineage: Eukaryota; Oomycota; Peronosporomycetes; Peronosporales; Peronosporaceae. The transcript is spliced from 2 exons. The record is from RefSeq and is a predicted model, not a curated record. Gene Ontology annotation, cellular component: BLOC-1 complex.